Molecule: messenger RNA, 6625 nt
Organism: Melanotaenia boesemani (Boeseman's rainbowfish)
Lineage: Eukaryota; Metazoa; Chordata; Actinopteri; Atheriniformes; Melanotaeniidae
Gene: smg6
Product: SMG6 nonsense mediated mRNA decay factor
Exons: 19
Coding region: 13-4965 (1650 amino acids)
Biological process (GO): nuclear-transcribed mRNA catabolic process, nonsense-mediated decay
Cellular component (GO): telomerase holoenzyme complex
Molecular function (GO): telomeric repeat DNA binding; protein binding; telomerase RNA binding
Source: RefSeq, a predicted model, not a curated record
GUGAAAGCAAAGAUGGCGAACGAAUUGGACAGAGUGCGAAUCUCAGCUGCGGAACUGCGAGCUGAAGCUUCGAAUUCACUUAACAAUACGGAGAUUUUGAAAGGGGGACAACAGGAGCAUUGCUUACACAAGCAGUCUAAGAAGCGUGAAGGAAAGCGUCCUGAUCUGCAGCGUUACCAACCAACAACUGGACACGGACGGCGACAUCGAGACAAUGGGGAGGGCGAAACUAGUCAAAGUAAUCCCUCAACUGCUGAUUCACAUGAGCAUGAUCCGUCACCACCAAGUGAGAAUAAUAAAGUCUUUCAAAAUAUUUUAGAGAACCAAGGGUGCACCGGUGGAGGAUCAAGUACCAACAAAAGAAAUGAUGACAGAAUGAGUGGCGACGGCAGUAAUACUCACAACUGUAGAGAGGUCAUCCAGCCACAGGUUAAAAUGGAUACAAGUCAUGAAAAAGGAGUUGUUGAGAAGGACACAGAACACCAGGAAGCUGUUGGAGCUGCUAAACUUGCAAAGAAAGUUCGCAAACCUGACAGAGAAUUUUAUCAGCCUGGGAGCCGGAGGAAUAUCCAAGGCAAGGACUGUAGUGUUGGAAAAGAACAGGAUAAGCCUCCCCCCUGUAAGCAUGAGCAAAACCAUGAGCCAGAAUCUCAGUUUAACGCAAGGGCGGGGGACAAAAAAAAAAUGAUACAAAAGCAGGGAGGGAAAGAUAAAGUUAAAGUACAGGAGGGAGUGAAGUUGUCUGAUUGCAGUGAAGUAAAUGGAGAGGAAGGAAGUCAGUGUGUAGAUAUUUCUGUGAAAAAAAUUACAAGCAAAGUUGAAAAACUCAACAUAAAAGAGGGUGGUAAAAUCGGGUGUGCAGGUAAAACUACUGCAGAUUUAACUUUCAAAGAAGGGGAAAGUACUGCUAAACAAAUCACAAGUCAAGAUGCCGAAACCAAGAUUGAGGGAGAUAAGGCAGGGAAGAAGAGAGAAAAGGGAAUUCAUAGAAAAAAAGUAGAGAAAGAAAAAGAAAAGAAAACAGAUUCCAGAAAAGAAGAUGGAGGAGGUGGUGGAGAAAUGAACAGAAUAGGAGAACCUAAGAAGGAAAAAGACAAGAAAGCUGCAGAUGGGGAAAAAAUAGAUAAAACAAGAGAGGCACACCAAAGCAAAAGAAAAGAAAAUUGCAAAGAAAACAGAAAAGGAGAUAACAGCAGUUCCAGAGAGUCUGAGAAAAAUGCCAAGACAUCCAGAAAUUUAAAUAGGGCUGCAGAACGAGGUGAUAGACAUAGAUCCAAUGCAAAUGCCACAACACCAACCUCAAAACGCUAUUCCAAAUCUGAUGUUCGGCAUUCACGAAAUAGAACGUAUAGCAGUAGCUCAGCUAGCAGUGUGACUAGCCAAGAUGGUCCUGGAAGAGGAAUGGAUGUAGAGAAUACAAAGUGGCCAUGGCUGCACUCCCUGCACAAUAAUAAAGAAAUGCUUGAAAACAGUGAGAAAAGGAGCCAUUUACAAAGCUGGACAAACAACGAGGAUUCGUCAUCAGAGUCAGGGGAAGGCAGUGGGAUUAGUGACAGAGCUGAAGAUAGGUGGAGGAGGAGGAGAAAAAGAGGUGGUGAGGAAGAAAUUAAUAUGGAGAGACGAGUAGAAGAGAGGAGAACAAAGUCAAACAAAGGUGGAGGUCGUGGAAUCCUAAGGGUUCCUCUAGAAAAACAAUCAUGUACCCCAUCACGUAGUGGGGGAGCACAGCAUCGCCAGCAAGGCCCAGUUGGCAGAGGUGGAGGUAUCCUUGUGCUUCCAGCCCGCACAGACAUCUCUAACUCAUCAGAGGUAGGGCAAAGGCUUCUUUUUGGUGGAAUCAGGGGAGGAACAGCUUCCAGGAGUAGAGGAGGCCGAGGAGGAGUAAGACGACUUUGGGACCCAAAUAAUCCAGAUCAGAAACCUGCUCUUACUAGCAGUCAACCCUCACAGCAUUCAUCCGUCAAACAGCCUGUGUAUCUUCAGACUGGGACAGGAUAUGGGCAGCUUCACUUUCUGGACACAGAUGAUGAAGUAGCAGGCAGUCCUCCGGUCGCACAGGGGGAGCACUUUCAAUCCCAGCAGGCAGCUGCUAUGGCCUACUACAAAUUUCAAAACUCAGACAAUCCAUAUUGCUACCCCAUGCCCACCAGUAACCUUCAUAAUCCCAACACCACCAGCCAUCGUUAUCCGUAUUCUUAUAAUAUGGGGCACUAUCAAAUGAGUAAUUCCAAUGGCAUGUACCCAAGCCCUGGCAUUGGACAAUUCUGUGGAAGCUACAGGGGAGCGGGUUAUUCCCAACCAGGCGUGGGAGGUGGAUUGACAUUUGAAGAGGCAGAGCAACAAACCAGAGGGGAACUGGUCAGGCUUUUGAGGGCAGCAGAUGCCCAUGAGCUUCAGCUCAGUAACCUGUUGUCCAGGGAUAGAGUGAGUGCCGAUGGACUGGAACGCAUGGCCCAGCUCAGAGCGGACCUUUUGGGACUAUAUGAACAGGCCAUCCUGAUAGACAUUGAGUUCUCAGACUCUCAGAAUGUGGAUCAGGCUUUGUGGAAGAAUGUGUUUUACCAGGUUAUAGAGAGCUUCCGGCAGCUACUUAAAGACCCCAACAAUGAAAACACCCGCCAUAUUAGGAACAUGCUGCUCACACUUCUGGAUGAGGGAGCUCUCUUCUUUGAUGGACUGCUUCAGAAGUUGCAGACAGUGUACCACUUUACAUUAGAAGAUUACAUGGAUGGCAUGGCUAUCAGGGCUCGUCCAUUACGCAAAACGGUUAAGUAUGCACUUAUAAGCGCUCAGCGCUGUAUGAUUUGUCAGGGGGAUAUAGCACGGUACCGAGAACAAGCCAGUGACUCUGCCAACUAUGGAAAGGCACGCAGCUGGUACCUGAAAGCCCAGCAGAUUGCCCCUAAAAAUGGACGACCAUAUAACCAACUCGCACUGUUGGCAGUCUACACAAAGCGGAAGUUAGAUGCUGUGUAUUAUUAUAUGCGCAGUUUAGCAGCUUCCAACCCCAUUCUAACUGCAAAGGAAAGCCUGAUGAGUCUGUUUGAGGAGGCUAAGCGUAAGGCAGAGCAGCUUGAUACCAAGAGAAGACAGGAGCAUGAGGGAGGCUCCCAUGGUCCUGCAGUAAAAGGGAGAGGAAGAGGGGAAGAAGGAGCACGUGUGGAGAUUUGGAUUCGUCCUAGUGGACAAGCAGCAACCCCGUCUUCACAAAGAGGAGGGAGUGAGUCCAGCAGAGACUCGGAACAGGAUGGAGAGAUGGGAAGUCUAAGUGCUACUGAUCUAAAUAAGAGAUUCAUUCUGAGUUUCCUGCAUGCUCAUGGAAAGCUCUUCACUAAAGUCGGAAUGGAAACCUUCCCUGGAGUGGCAAGCCAUGUUCUGCAGGACUUCAAGAGGCUGCUCCAGCACAGCCCUUCACUGCUGGGCAGCACUAACAUGUUGCAGAUAAUCACCAUCAACAUGUUUGCCAUUCACAAUGCUCAAAAGAGAGGUGAAGAAGGAGAAGUACGGUCGGUUUUACUCGAACAAAGCACUGCACUGGGCCUCGGCAUGUUUGCACUGCUGGUGCAGCGCUGCACAGAGCUGCUCAAAGAAACUCCUGCUGAACCAGUGUCCAUGGCAGAUGGCGAGGAGGAAGGUAAAGCAGAGGAGCGGGAAGGUAUGGUCAGAGUGUCUGCCUUCCCUCUGGACCUGAGAGAACUGUUACCAAGCAUCAAAGUCUGGUCUGACUGGAUGUUGGGACACCCAGACCAGUGGAACCCACCACCAUGCAGUAUAGACUGCAGUCCUGAUGUUUGGCAGUGCCUGGCUGAUUUGUGCAAUGUGCUGGCACGUGUGGACCACGAGGAAGUACCGCUGUAUAAGAUCGAUAGUGAUGAGGGUGAAGGAGAUGAAGAGCUUACAGUGCUUCAGUUGAAGGAAGACAGGCUGCUUGCUGGCUUUGUACCACUGCUGGCUGCACCACAGGAGCCGUGUUACACAGACAGACACACUGACAUGGCAAUCGCAGCAGAUUGUAAGAGAGUAACCGUUUUGAAGUACUUUCUGGAGGCCCUGUGCGGACAGGAAGAGCCUCUACUGGCCUUCAAGGGAGGCAAAUACAUCUCUGUGGCAAUGUCUCCUUCACCUAACAACUCAGAAGUUACAAAAAGCAGGCAGGAUUCACUAACAGACAAAGAGGUGGAUGACGUCAUACUAGAGGCAGAGUCAUCGCUGUCUGUAUCAGAGGGAGAGGAGGAUUUUGACGAGGCAGAAGACAGUGAGAAUGACAUCAGACAGCUGAAGGCGCGCCGCCAUGCCCUCGCUAACAAACUGGCACAGCAGCAGAAACGCAGGGACAAAAUACAGGCUGUGCUCCAGACUGGCGGCCAGUUGGAACUGGAAGUGAGGCCUCUCUUCUUGGUCCCAGAUACUAAUGGAUUCAUUGAUCAUUUGGCAGGCCUGAAGAAACUCCUUCAGUGUGGAACAUACAUCAUAGUUGUGCCACUCAUUGUGAUUACAGAGUUAGAUGGUUUGGCAAAAGGCCAGGAUGUUGUUGGUGGAGCAGUCGGGUCAGGAGGGCGCAGCACUAGCGGUCGUGGCAAUUAUAAUGUUAGUGCAGCCCACGUGCGGGCAGUGCAGGAGAAGGCUCGGUUGGCAGUGACUUUCUUGGAGAAAGGGUUUGAAGCCAGAGAACCAUGCCUCAGAGCCCUGACAAGCCGAGGAAAUCAGCUCGAGUCUAUUGCCUUCCGCAGUGAAGACACCUCUGGACAACAGGGUAACAACGACGAUGUGAUUUUAUCAUGUUGCCUCCACUACUGCAAAGACAAAGCAAAAGAUUUUAUGCCUCAUCAGAGAAAUGGGACAGUGAGGUUGCUGAGAGAGGUGGUACUCCUUACAGAUGACCGCAAUCUACGUGUCAAAGCUUUGACCCGCAACGUCCCUGUGAGAGACAUCCCUGCUUUUCUCAGCUGGGCCAAAGUGGGCUGAACCAGAUUAAUCUGGAACCCACAGGAACCCAACUACUGAAGCCUGCUUGUCACUCAGCCAGGAGAGAAGUCACUUGAGCAGGGGAAAAAGAGGAAAUAUCUGGGGGGGGGAGAAAUGAUAACAUAAAGAACCACUUCUUAUGAAAUACAAGCAAUUGUAGAGCAGGUGAGCUUUUUCCUCCUUGUGAUGAAGUGUGCGUGUGUAUGUAUGCAUUCAGAUCAGUAAGCUUCCCCAGAAAGAGCGGGCAAGACUUGAUAAGUCUUAGAAGGGUUGGAAUUCAAAGGAGAAAGGAGGUAAAAUGGAGUCAUUGGAUCUGUAGGUUAUCGUGUCCAACCUCAAACCUCUGCACCUGUUUAAUGUGCACCUUGCAAGCAGCAUUUAAUUUGAAGCAAAUGAUAGAAUAAAACCAUAGAAGGGGAAAGUCUAUAAUCAUUAAAGUGAUUAGGGUCAGUAGUAAUGAAUGCUAUAAAUCGCACUUCCAAGCUUCUCUGAGGUCCCAGGCUAGACUGUUUGGCCUUUGCAGCAGAACUGAGAGGACAGCAGGAUGAGAGAAGCACAGCUGGAAGGUCUCUGCCAGGACAGUUUAAAGAGGCUUAUUGUCUUGAGGGUUAAUUAAAAGUCCUCGUGUGAACUCGGCACCAGGAAGAUAUCACAGGCAGGUAUGGCUUUCCCUGCUUAUCCAGGAAACGCUCUAUGCCUGUUGGUUAUCUUGGCGUUUUCCUUGUAAGCUUUUGUGAACAACAAAAGCACUGAAUGUAAUUUUUUUUGCUUGUUUUACUACUUCUUUAUCUCACAUGUAAAACAUUUAGUUUCUGCCUUCAUUUUGUCUUUAAGGGGUUGAUAAUAUGCAUCUGCAAAGUUGGUCCAAAAAAGGAAUGAACCAUAAGUUAUUAAAACAGGUUUUUUUUUCUUUUUUUUUUUUAUUUCAUAUGAGUUCCAGUGUAUUUGUAAAUAGUAAACAUCUUUCUUUGAGGAGUGAAACAAAUGGAUUUGUUUGUUGGCUUUCCAGUUUCAGGAAAAUUGACUACUUUUGGGAUGUUGAAUGUUGAAAUCUAUGGCACAAAAACUGCACAUAAAGAGAUGGUUUUGUCCCUCAUGACAACUUUGCGGAAACUAUUAUCAAGUAGCAUUGGUGACUGGUUAAUUUUAUUUGUCCAUCUCAGCAUUUCUUAACAUUUUUGUGCUUUUCAGUUUGUAACACCACAACAAUCUACAGUUUGUUUUCAUCAUAGAUACCUGUUUUCUGACUUUGACUGUUUUCUCACAUACAGAUAUAUGUAAAAUAUACAUCAGCUACAACAAGAAGUCAUAUGUGCAAACAAUAAAUGAACACAGUAGUAGCUUUUCCUUGCUAAGAGUUUCCUCAUAGUUUGUUAGUUGCCCAUCUAAGAUUGUAUCAAUGCUUUAAAAUGAUAAACCACACGUGAGUCUUCUGGUUUGCAGCAACAGCUCAGCAUUCACUUACAAAAAUGUUUUUAUAUGGAUUUAGAAAUUAGUGUCCUGCACCUGUGUUUAAUGACUGCCAUCAGCUUAUUCUUAUCACGUGUGACGCAGCAAGAAAGGUACACUUGUUAUCUGUUGUGUUAGUGGCUCUGUUGCAGUUGUUGUGUUGAAGCAAAUCUACUGACUUUUUCAUCACCAUUAAAAUGUUUAAAAACCA